AUAUAGGGAUACAAAAAUUAGAGAAUGUGGCAAAAACUCAUUUCCUUUGUUCUUUUUACAGAUCGAUGCCCUCUACCCGGCCCUCCUAGUCCUAGAGGAGACCGGGGGUAAAACCGGUUCUUUAACAGCAGCCGGUGAAGCUGCUCUGACCGGCGCGAAGAAAACGGCGACGAUGGUAGCUAGGGCUGGCAGGGCAAGCUAUGUGUCUAGAGAUAAGGUUUCUGAAGAGGACCCAGGAGCAGUUGCUGCAGCAGCUUGGUUUAAUGUUAUUACUAGUAACCUUUAAAGUUGCUCCCAAUCCCUCCUAGAACUGCUCCCAUGUCUCCUAGAGCUGCUCCGAUAUCUCUCAGAGCUGUUCACAUCCCACUCAGAGAUGCUCCCAAUACAUGGCAUUUUUCAAAUUGUACAAAUAUUGCUCUUGUUGGAGAUUUCGACUAUACCACUGUGUUUUUAUCAUUUUCAUAGGUGAUAAUUUUUGUUACGGUUUUAGAUUUAAGUUUUACCAAUUUUGCUAGAUUUUCUAUGACACGACAGAAUUAUACUUGUGAAGAAAAUAGGGAUUUGGUAAGUUUUCCAAAUACCAAGGCAUGAGAAAUUUCCAGGAUACCCAGACAUUUGGGAAAUUUCUAAAAUAUUUAAAAUACACCACCAU
Eurytemora carolleeae is the source of this 652-nucleotide messenger RNA. RefSeq names its product putative 3,4-dihydroxy-2-butanone kinase. The record is from RefSeq and is a predicted model, not a curated record. The annotation marks the transcript as partial. Gene Ontology annotation, molecular function: glycerone kinase activity. NCBI's taxonomy places the organism in Eukaryota, Metazoa, Arthropoda, Copepoda, Calanoida, Temoridae. Gene Ontology annotation, biological process: glycerol catabolic process. The transcript is spliced from 2 exons. Gene Ontology annotation, cellular component: cytosol.